UUCCUGGCAGCAUCAAAGCCCAUUUAGCAAAUGUUUAGAGGGAAAGAGAGAGAGAGAGAGAAAAAAGAAAGUGACAUUUGCCCUAUGUCAGCAGCAACUUUUGUCCUUUCACCAUGUAUUGAAUUGCGUGCGUUCAACGCUCUAAUCAAAGCCCCUUCCUCUUCUAGUAUGUUUUGACACGCGCCGUGGAUGAAAGUAGAGAAUGCAUGAAACAAAACUCAGCAGCAGCCAAGGAAGAGUGAAUGGAGUGGGUUUGACCAAUUGGUGCUUUCCUCCUCCAUCUCUGCAACUUCCUGUUGUCGUUAACUCAUAACCCAUAUCUUUCCUUUCCUCAUCAACCAACGCUCAGAAAAGAAAACCUAUCGAUCUUGAAUGAAAAAAGAAAAAUGCAUAGACGCAAGAUGAAGCUUAGUUUAGAGCUUGCCUGUUUCAUUUUCCUUUCUGCCCUUUCUUUUACCUUAGCUGCCUCACCUUCAGCUUCCACUAACUCAUCUGCAAAAUGUCCAAUGGACCUCAACUAUGUGACAAGAAUCCCAUGGAACUCAUCCGUGUGCCGCAACUUCCACCCUAACUCAACUUCCAAAACUGAAAUUGCAAAACAAAAUUGUUGCGUAUCUCUACUAUCAGUCUUUGGUAUUGGACUUGCCCAACAUCUUAAAGAAACCUCUCUCUUUCAGCUACCAAAUUUGCCCACUUCUGUUUCUUGCCUCCAAGAUUUCCAGUCAAAGCUCAACUCUCUCUCUCUUCCUGGUAACCUUGCUUCCCUUUGUUUUGAGCCUAUGCAGUUUGUGAUUACACCUGAUCUUUGCGCCCACAUACAAACAACCCAAGAUUGGGUUGCCAAGCUAGGAGAAUCUACUGCACUUGACCAGGCGUGCAGGUCUGAUCUCAGUGAUCUUACUGCUUGUGAUACUUGUCUUCGUGCUGGUAACGAAGUUCAGACUAAGUUGGUCUCUCUUGAUGGUAAUUCAAAUCAUUCUACUGAUUGUUUUAAUUUUAUUGUUCUUUAUGCUGCUGGAAUUGCUAAUAAGUUUGGACCUGAAAGUGAUGGGACUGUGGAAUGUGCUUUUGCAUUAACUUUGAACAAACAAUCCAGUUCAGCCAGUGAAAGACGUUCAGUCCUUGUUUUUGGCUUGACGGGAGCUGGGGUUGCACUUUUUGUUACGUUUAGUUUGUUGGGUUUGUACUUUUGGUAUGAAAAAAAAUUUACAAAGAAAAAUAACAGUGGCUCUGAUUCUAAUUUUUACGAUUUAGAGGAGCAAGAGUCUAGGCCAAAAUUGAGGCCCAAUACAGGUUCAAUUUGGUUCAAACUUCAUGAUCUUGAGAAGGCCACGGAUAAUUUCUCACAGAAGAAUUUUAUAGGGAGAGGAGGGUACGGUUUUGUUUACAAAGGGGUUUUACCUGAUGGGACGGUGGUUGCGGUUAAGAGGAUUAUAGAAUCAGAGUUUCAAGGAGAUGAAGAGUUUUGCAAUGAGGUUGAGAUUAUUAGCAAUCUGAAGCAUAGGAAUCUUGUGCCACUUAGAGGGUGCUGUAUGAUUAAUGGUGAUGAAAACUAUGAUGAGGGAGGGAGCGGAAGGUAUCUUGUCUAUGAUUAUAUGCCAAAUGGAAAUCUUGAUGACCAUUUGUUCCCAUCAAAAAUGGAAAGUAAACCAUUGAGUUGGCCUCAGAGGAAGAACAUAAUUUUGGAUGUGGCAAAGGGGUUAGCUUAUUUGCACUAUGGAGUGAAGCCUGCAAUAUAUCAUAGAGAUAUUAAGGCCACAAAUAUAUUGCUUGAUGCUGAUAUGAGAGCAAGAGUGGCAGAUUUUGGGUUGGCGAAGCAGAGUAAGGAAGGUCAGUCUCACCUCACUACUAGAGUGGCUGGAACUCAUGGAUACUUGGCCCCUGAAUAUGCUCUUUAUGGGCAGCUGACUGAGAAGAGUGAUGUUUAUAGUUUUGGUGUGGUUGUUUUGGAGAUAAUGUGCGGGAGAAAAGCUCUUGAUUUGUCGUCAUCAGGCUCACCUCGUGCAUUUUUAGUAACAGAUUGGGCUUGGUCAUUGGUGAAGGCAGGAAAAAUAGAGGAGGCUUUGGAUCGUUCCUUGAUCAAUAAUGGGGAUUCUGUUAGUUCAAAUCCAAAGGCUAUAAUGGAGAGAUUUCUGCAGGUUGGCAUCUUGUGUGCUCAUGUAAUGGUAGCUUUACGGCCUACCAUUUUGGAUGCACUGAAAAUGUUAGAAGGUGAUAUUGAAGUUCCUGGAAUUCCAGAUCGACCAAUGCCUCUUGGACACCCUAAGUUUUAUGGUGAUGGCAAUGCUUUCAGCAUCUCACCAACAUUAAGUGGACCACAACUGUGUACGGGAGACAUGCUCAGGUAAUCUAGAAUGGUCGUAGUUUCCAUCACUAUUUGUAGUUGGCUAAAUGAACAUGGAGAAGCAGAAGUUUGAGGAGGGUGCUUGUUGUGUUUGUCAAUAGGCUUUUCAUACAAGAUGCCUGGAACAAACGUAAUCAGGUCAUAGCCAGCUAGUAUAUUAUAAAUUCAAAAUAUUAUUUUGUAGUCAUAGAAUUGCGAUGUUAUAAUGUUCUGCAAGAAAAGUUUGGGGUGGCUUAAAGGACUCAGUGAUAUAAAUGAAGAUCUGAAGAUGUGUGUAUUAGAUUGGUGUAUCUAGUCCUCAAUCAUCAGCUUCUACAAACCAAGCAUUGACCUCCAUUGGCUGCCAAGAAGAUAGGGGUGGCGAGAGAAUCUGGAAAAAGCUCUUACCAGCUGAAGUUUUUUAGCUCCUUUUUUCCCUUUAUUUUUUGGUAAAACUAUGAAUGAUGUCAGACUUUCUGCAUGAUCAUGAAAAAAAUCAAGUUGCAGUUAGAAUCUUGCUUGGCUUCAAUGCAUGGAGAUGUAAAUAUGCUGGGUUUAUUUCUCUUCUUUCACCAUAAAACCUGGCACAUACUGCUCAUUUUGAUUUUCCCCCCAUUUUUAAUGAUAACUUGGACUUGAAAAAGCCAUUUGUCGUACUAGUGAAAUAGCAAGCAGGCUUGACAGCUGUGUACUCUGCAGGUCAUUGAAGAGAGAUAAUGACUCCAGUGGGUUCUCAAUGCGCAAAGAUUUCAAACAUUCCAUUCUUUUUGUCAUGCUAUCCUUCUGUAUAUAGGUUUUGUUUAGUCCUUGUAUGCUAGCUCUAGCUUGUAGACUUGUUCUGAUUUAUGUAAUGUUGUAUAGUGAAUUUGGGUUCAAUUCAGUUUAUUAAAAUCACAAUAUA
Molecule: messenger RNA, 3224 nt
Organism: Theobroma cacao (cacao)
Lineage: Eukaryota; Viridiplantae; Streptophyta; Magnoliopsida; Malvales; Malvaceae
Source: RefSeq, a predicted model, not a curated record